Molecule: messenger RNA, 3481 nt
Organism: Suillus clintonianus
Lineage: Eukaryota; Fungi; Basidiomycota; Agaricomycetes; Boletales; Suillaceae
Exons: 4
Coding region: 262-3237 (991 amino acids)
Source: RefSeq, a predicted model, not a curated record
GCAACGUUGCACAUUCUGGGGGGCAUUCUAUCGUAUUCUCAGCAGGCGAUAUGAAUGGCUCGUGUUCGUCCCUGUUCCGCGUAAGGAUCAUGGCACGAGUGCCGCAAGGAUAGGGCGCUAUGCCUCUUUGGUAAACCGCCAAAGAAAUAUAAACACUUAUUAUACCAGAGCGAGUCAAGUCGCCUGCAGGUGAAGGCGUGUUGCCCAUCUUCGCCCUUGUCUGCCAUCUCAGGCUGUUCUAUCCUCCCUCAGUGCUUCACAAUGACCUCAAGCAAACGGGCUACAGAGCCCGCUCAGGUCGACCCGUAUCAGGCUCUGGACACCGCUCAGCCCAGUCGACAAGCUACGACUGGUAAGUUCCGUGGUAAAGCGAAACAGCCCAAGAAAGUAGACAGAGACGAACGCCAACGCGAAGAAAUCCGCUUUAACCUUGGCUACUCUUUUAGAGAUACCCGCAGUGGCGCCAGCGCCCGUCGCAGACAAGCAAGAGUGCGAGAAGAUGGCGAUACUUCGGAUUAUCCACCGCCUCCAACUUACGAGGUAGCGACUAGUCCUACCUUGUCCAGUCUUGCUUCAUCUGCGCUUGCUUCAUCUACAUUCGUGGCUGGGGUUCAUAUGCACCCGGAACACUUUCCUGUCUCAAAUCGCACCUCCUCUUCGGGCUCUACACAGCCCUCAGCUACGCAUGAUAACGUCAUUAUGCACACAGAUCCACUGUUAUCCGCAGUCCCAGUGACUCCUCUAUCAAUGUCAAUACCUACACCUGCAUUAUCGCCUUUGAUGAUGCCCUUGCCAACGCCGAGUCCCACGCUUGCGCAUGCGCCGAAUCUUUCAUCAGGGUCUUGCACCUUCCCGGUGCCAGCACAGCAGAAGGCACUACUUGAUGACGAUGAGUCAAGCAUAGAACUCGUGGACGUAGAUCCACCUCAGAGAUGGGAAAUGGAUCGACAACGUGGAGUUCCUCUCGAGGAAAGGGUGACGAGGCACCAUCAGCGGUCGGUGGAAUCACAUGUUCCAGUCGUGGCGCAGCGGGCCCGAUUGUUUAGUCAGGCUCCAAAACGAAGCCCUACUUCUCAGUCUCGUUUCGCGAACUCUCGAUUGUCACUCAGGAUUCCUGAGGAUCAAGAUCCGUAUUCUGACGACCGCAGCGUGCAGGCAGCAUCUGAUGUAUCCUCCCCAGUUACGCCUAAACACAAGCUGCCUCUAGCUAGCAUUCCCCUUUCUCCAUCGAGGAUAUUUCAUAGAUCUCAGUCACCACAGCCCUCAUCAUCUGUCAUCUCAUUGUUGCGCAACCCCAGUCCAUUCUUCAAGAGCACACCUUCACUCCUCAAUCUAUCUUCGCCUUCCGCACUUCAUAGUCACGGGGAUCACCACUUUUCUCGAAAGCUCUUUCAUCGGAAGCAGAAAGAGCGCGCAGGUGCUGAACCCUUAGAGGACUGGGAAGUCUUGGAUCGCACCGACUCCUCACAUUCCUCUUUGGAAGACUCUCCUGCUCACCAUAGCCCUCCGAGCCCGGUUCCUGCAUCAAGCUCAGGCUUUGCAGAGACUUGGCCUUAUCCCGAUGUCUUCACACAAGAUUCCCGCAGCUCAAAUACAAGUCGACACCCAUACCGCCCUAGCAUUCGAACUGUACUUCCGGCUGAAGAUCGUCCUCAACGUCCAGCUUCUCCUCCAUUCGUAAACCGACAUGUUCGGAGGCGUACGAGUUCCAGCCUUCGUAGCGAUCACACGUGCGCAUCGAGCGCCCCAGUAUCCCCAAUUUCUUCGUCUUCCGCGUCCCUCUUUAGCUCUUCGAGCUUGUCGUUGGCCACGGUAGGAAGGACACUUCCAUCCUUCUCUCAACAGGAUCUUGGCGUUUGCGAGGAAUUGGGUAGAUCUCGCCCCCCUACCCGUGGGAUAACGUUGAGGGACUCGCCAACCCUAUCAUCCCUAUCCUUAACCCAACCUUCAGUGGGAAGGGCACUUACCUCCUUCUCGCAGAUGGACUUAGGCACUCAUCAAGCUCAGCAUGACCAUGUUCGUUCACAUUCGACGCCUCGUGCUGUUACUCAACCUGAGCUUCCGAGGGCUACCCGCACGCAUGCCAGAGCUUCUCCGACGUCGGCUUCAGAAGUCACUUACAUUGACUAUAAUGCGACGCCCGCUACACCCAUCCCAGUGUCCAAUAACUCGUUGCCUACCAGGUCUGCAACAGAGCGAGUCUCGCGUCGUCGGACUCCAGCCCGCCGCGAGGAGAUCCUCAUUCAUCGUGGACGGUCCUUGUCGCGGGAGUUGGAGAUGCGAAAUGCACCUGCGUAUAGUGCGAUCUUUCCCUCGGGACCGCCUACCCCGCCCCCAGAGUCAGAGUCACAUACCCCUCCGUAUAGCCCUGCCCCUGCAUCACCUCGGCGUCACUACGCAGGCCGUCCUCUACCCCAGACCCCCCCAUUAACAUCACCGUCUCUUACAUGGCUUGUGGGCCGUACACCGGAUUCGAAGGCUUCUACCACUAUUACGGUCUUACACCACCCCAGGGCUAUUGCUAAAAACCUGCAUGUGCCCGAGGGCCUGUUGAUCAAUUUGGACGACGAUAGCUUGGAUCAAGCUAGCCCCACCAGCGCCACUCAUACACCUCUCCUCCCCACCCGUACACCCCCGUUGCCAAAUCGCACUCCUCCUCUCCCGGACAUCACACCCAUGAUACCUGAUCGUACUCCACCUGCGCGUACUCCGCCGCUCCUCCCUAUCGACUACCUCGAGGACGAUGUUGACAGUGACAGUGUUACUGUGGGCAGCUCCAGUCCUCGCGGGCCACUUACGCCAACAUCAACCACGUUGCCAUCUUCGUACACGGUCACACCCCCUGCAUCCGAAUACAUAACUGGCCUCGUUGGCGGCUUGGGAGAUCAUCACCCCCACGAUGACGGUUCAAAUUAUGACGCCCUCCUCCUCAUCUCCGAUUUCAUCGGUCCUGUCACAUUACAUCGCAAUCCUGACAGUUUAGAUGACUGCCUUGUUGGACUGGUAGAACUAGAGAGGCGAAGGGUGACAAGUGAUGGACGUGUGAGGCUGAAGUUGUCGCUGCUGGGUGUGAACGUUCAGAAAUGCACUAUCUGCUUGUCACAGUUCAAAAGUGGGGACCAUGGCGUGUUGGGAGCAAAGUGUCGCCAUGCGUUCCACAAGAGAUGUCUGAUUCCAUGGCUGGCGAGGAACCAGACUUGUCCGCUGUGCAGGGAACACUUGGACGCUCAGAAUUGAAUCCUUUCUUUUUUUCGAAGACCGAUCAUGUCGAACUUUUUCACUCGGAGUUUUACUGGCUAAAUCUCUUCUUACCUUCCUUUGAAUUCAUACUCAUGCCCCACGCUGUACUUCAAUUGACGUUACCUAUGUACUAUAGUCAACGCCCGAUUAUGUUCCACGAUGCAGUCAGGCUAUGUACUGCUUGUUACCAAUAUGUAGCCUUAAUCCUCAGCAAAUUCACUGCCACGCUUUAUCAUCCGAC